AUGAACGGGGGUCAGGAGCCUCCGGAACUGCAGAAUCCGGAAAGUGUCGUUCGGUUAUCGGAGAGCGACAAGUUCGAUCUGAGUUUGCAGCCCAAUGUGGCCCUGGCUCCCCGCAAGACGAUACUUUGCAAAGAGCGCGAACGGGAAAGGGAGCGGGAGCGGGAAAAAGAACGAUCGGUAAUAAAAUGUGAUGUACAAAUCAAACAGGAGAGUCCACCGACACCGCCGGCAGAAGUGAUACCCCCGUCCGUGAUAAAGAUCAAAAAAGAACGACCCUCGACGCCCCCGAUGGAGAUGUCUCCCGGACUCCGGGUACCUUCUUCGCCAAGGUCGCCCCCUCCAUUGCCAUUGGUAGGGACUCCCCUGCUCGGAGGAGUCCCGAUCAAAACCGUUCCAUUGCCAUAUAGUCCCGGAGCGGAUAUGCAUCACUCCGGCUCCAACGAAAUCACUUCAUCCACCUCACCUGUACCUCCUGCGGUCAACAUGACCAUCAUGAACGGUUGCAUCUCAGAAAAACCAAAGCUACUGGUCAAAGAGCAGAUAAGACCUCCAUCGCCCCGAAGGACGCCCACCCUCAACGAAGAAAUGCUUCACCAUCGAUCUCAUCCAGCACCUGCAGUUAUACUGAAAAAUGGUGGAAUCUCAAUUGGGCCACCGGGGGGUGCACCUAUCGUGGGAAACCCAGAGUUUGAGCUGUCCACCGAUACCGACGACGACAGCUUAGCUGGCGAACCAGACAGCAGCAAUAUCUCGAUGGCCCCUCUCGAAAUCCUCGGCGAUGUAAUGAAAGACGUCGCCCAUGAAACUCGAGAACAGCUCAUGAGCAUUUUCAAACUACUCAUCCAAGAAACGGCACAAAUCCGGAAUCGGUUACUACAGGAUAACAAGCAAAAGGACGAUUUAAUAGCGGGGCUCCAUCGCGAAAAGGAAAGUUUGCAACUGCAAGUGCACCAUCUUCAGCAACAGCUGAACCGAUCUCUCAUCAAAAUGGCCACCUCGGAGUCCAACUCCUUGCAGCACCAGCACCACCAGCAGGACCUGGCCAUUGCUGCCAGUGCGAAUGCUGGUGUGGCCAGUGGCUCCGCCCCUUCAUCGACACCACCCUCACCUCUCUCGUUAGCUUCCAACGGCAGCAACAGCCAAAUCGUGAUCGAGAAGAUCGAACGAAGGAACAGUUUUCCGCAGAAAUCCGACGUCAUCAUGAAACCGCUGAAGAAAUGCCUGCGCCGAAGUCCUGACGAUUCAGUGUUGCAUACGCUACAAUCACCACCACCUCCUCCCCCGCCAGUAGCACCUCCAUCGACAAUUCCAGUCGCCAGUCUGUCAAUUAGUGCCACCAGCAUGAAGCUAGAUCCAUCCAUACACGACGAAGACGAGGACGAAGAUGAUGACAAAUCCCCACAGCAACAACAACCGAUCGAUUCUCCGCUGCUGGCCAACGGUGUGGUCUGCGGAGUGAUAGCAUCGCCCUCGCCACGACCACCAUCCAGGCCAGCGUCAACGGCUUCGACGGCAUCCAACGGCUCCACAAGCUCAGUGCCCCCGGUGCUAGAAAACGGUUCCAGUGGCGGCAGUAUCAAAUCCGCCAACAACGUGAGCCACGAGGUCAUCAAAAGUGCUAAUAACUGA
Aedes aegypti (yellow fever mosquito) is the source of this 1629-nucleotide messenger RNA. RefSeq lists its product as uncharacterized. The record is from RefSeq and is a predicted model, not a curated record. NCBI's taxonomy places the organism in Eukaryota, Metazoa, Arthropoda, Insecta, Diptera, Culicidae. The coding region runs from base 1 to 1629 and encodes 542 amino acids. The transcript has 2 exons.